Penicillium daleae is the source of this 855-nucleotide messenger RNA. RefSeq lists its product as uncharacterized. The coding region runs from base 1 to 855 and encodes 284 amino acids. The transcript is spliced from 3 exons. Lineage: Eukaryota; Fungi; Ascomycota; Eurotiomycetes; Eurotiales; Aspergillaceae. The record is from RefSeq and is a predicted model, not a curated record.
AUGAACGCCCUCGCUCCCAACAGUCCCUCCAUGGUCAACCCUGAGGCCGAGUCGUUCGUUCCUGCCUCGCAGACCACUGGCAUUCCGGGCCGUGGCUUGGCUACUAUCGAGGAGUUCAUGGAAUCUCACCGCGCUUGGAUGGCCAAGGGCGGUUUCAACGGCAUGAAGCACGAUGACCCGGUGACUGAGACUGUUGAGGCCCCCGCUCCUGUUAAGGCCCGUGAACUGCCUGCCCGUGUCCUGCUGUUCAAGGAUGUCCCCGACUGGAUGAGCAUCUCUGACGCUUUUGGUUUGAUCUAUGGUGAUGCUGUCGACUGCGUGUUCCGUUCCAACAUGGCGGAGAUCACUGUGCAGUUCUGCGAUGAGGCAACCUGCAAUGCUUACCUGGAGGCUCACGGCACUGGUAUCACUCUCUCCAACCCUGGCAACCCCGACGACAAGGUGGUCAUCAAAGUCGAGAAGGCCCCCCGUGGUGAGGACAUCUCUCCCGCUCUGCAGGUCAAGAUUGCUGCUGGUGGCUCCCGCCUGGUCCGCGUUAACGGAAUGCUCAACGCCGAGAAGAGCCUUGAGCUGACUACCCGGGCCAUGGAGUACGAUGUCGACCACUACGACAUCAGCCCCGAGAAGACCAAGGCUGACUUCGCCUACUUCUUCUUCUGCGGCAUCGUCGACGGAUGGACCUUCAAGCAGAAGCUGGAGGAGAACGAGGGAUGGGCGGGUUACACCGUCGCUUUCGUGGCUGACCCUUGCAAGGUCGCCACUUCGUUCCACGGGAACAACGUUCCCAACCGCUUGCUGCUGCCGCCGCCGCCGUCUGAUCGCAGAUAUUUCCUCAUGCCCGACCAACCCCGAUAA